Molecule: messenger RNA, 1328 nt
Organism: Nothobranchius furzeri (turquoise killifish)
Lineage: Eukaryota; Metazoa; Chordata; Actinopteri; Cyprinodontiformes; Nothobranchiidae
Gene: cyb5r2
Product: cytochrome b5 reductase 2
Molecular function (GO): FAD binding; oxidoreductase activity
Source: RefSeq, a predicted model, not a curated record
GUGUGUGUGUGUGUGUGUGUGUGUGUGUGUGUGCCCGCGGGCUCCUCAUUGCCUAGACUCUGGUCUUCUGCUCUGUCACGCUACAUUUUUUGCUCAGCUAUGGAACUAACCUGGACAAUCCCAGUAGUACUGGCCCUGUUUGUUGUGGUGGUGACGGCGGUGUUCUCCCUCUUGAGAGACUCUCCAGAAGAAAAGAAGAAGAAGAAGAAGGGGCCGGUAACUCUUCAGGACCCUAUGGUGAAAUAUCCUCUUCCUCUCAUCAGCAAACAGGAAAUCAGCCAUGACACCAAAAAAUUUCGGUUUGGCCUUCCGUCUGCGUCUCAUGUCCUUGGACUGCCAGUAGGUCAGCACGUCUACCUGUCCGCCAAGGUGAACGGCCUCCUGGUGGUCCGGCCCUACACUCCAGUCUCCAGCGAUGAGGACCAGGGCUUUGUUGAUCUUGUGGUUAAGAUCUACUACAAAGGCAGCCAUCUGUCCUACCCAGAAGGAGGACAAAUGUCUCAGUACCUGGACAAGAUGGCUAUCGGAGACACCAUAGACUUCAGAGGACCCAAUGGACUCCUCAUCUACAAGGACAACGGUGUGUUUUCCAUCCGAGCCAACAAGAAGACUGACCCAAACAUCCAGAAGUUCCAGCACGUCGGGAUGAUUGCUGGGGGAACAGGGAUCACACCGAUGCUGCAGCUGAUCCAGAGGAUCACGUCAGAUCCUGCUGACAACACCAAAUGCUCGCUCAUCUUUGCCAACCAGACCGAGAAGGAUAUUUUACUGCGGGAGGAACUGGAGGAGCUGCAGAAGAACCAUCCCGAGAAGGUUAAACUCUGGUACACGCUGGACAAACCUCCACAGGACUGGAGCUACAGCUCGGGGUACGUGACCUUUGACAUGAUCAAGAACCACCUCCCCGCUCCGGCCAAAGAUGUCCUCAUCGUUCUCUGUGGACCGUCUCCGAUGAUCCGGAAUGCCUGUCUGCCAAAUCUGGAAAAACUGGGUCACAAAAUGGAAAAUAUAUUUUCUUAUUAGUCAUUUUUCUUCUUCUAACUUUGCUCACUGAGGGACAAUAAAUACAUUUUCUACUCUAUUCACUGGAGAACAACCUUAAUGUCUUUAACUGCAUCAAAAUGAUGAUUUUUUUGUUGUUGUUUGUUCUUGUGAAGCUAACUUGUGUUAAAUCUGAAACAGUGUUUACUGUGUGUGUGUGUUGUUUCAGCAGCACACAGGAAGUGAACCGUGUGCAAAUCUGGAUUUGAUAAGAAACAAGUUUGUUUUGAUGUUGUUUUUAAAUCCGUAUCUUUGUCAAGGUGAAUAAUAAAAACCCUUGUAAUUAA